GGGGGGGCCGAGCGAAGGGGUUGGAAGCGAGUGAUUCCCCACCCCUGCUCCAUCUAGCUCUUUCCAGUGCAGCCACUGCCGCCGCCCAGGAGCCCUCGUCCCCUUGCUCGUCCCCCUCCUCGUUCCCGCUCCCACGCCAUGGAGCCGGACACCGCCGCAGUGGCAGCCACCGUGGCAGCCUCUGAUGCGACCGCCACGAUCGUGGUCGUAGAGGACGAGCAGCCGGGGCCGUCCACCUCUAAGGAGGAGGGAGCGGCCGCCGCGGCCGCCGCGGCCACCGCGGCCACCGAAGCCACCGUGGCCACGGAGAAGGUCGAGAAGAAGAAGGAGAAAAACGUUUCUCCAUUUCAACUUAAACUUGCUGCUAAAGCUUCUAAAUCUGAAAAGGAGAUGGAUCCAGAAUAUGAAGAGAAAAUGAAAGCAGAUCGAGCAAAGAGAUUUGAAUUUUUACUGAAGCAGACAGAACUUUUUGCACAUUUCAUUCAACCUUCAGCACAGAAAUCUCCAACAUCUCCUCUAAACAUGAAAUUGGGGCGCCCUCGAAUAAAGAAGGAUGACAAGCAGAGCUUAAUUUCUGCCGGAGACUACCGUCACAGGCGCACAGAACAAGAAGAAGAUGAAGAGCUUCUCUCGGAGAGUCGGAGAACAUCUAAUGUGUGUGUUAGAUUUGAGGUAUCACCUUCGUACGUGAAAGGGGGACCACUGAGAGAUUAUCAGAUUCGAGGACUGAACUGGUUGAUCUCUUUGUAUGAAAAUGGAGUCAAUGGUAUUUUGGCCGACGAAAUGGGUCUUGGUAAGACUUUACAAACGAUUGCUUUGCUUGGUUACCUGAAACAUUACCGAAACAUUCCUGGACCUCACAUGGUUUUAGUUCCAAAGUCUACUCUACACAACUGGAUGAAUGAAUUUAAACGAUGGGUCCCAUCUCUUCGUGUUAUUUGUUUUGUUGGAGACAAGGAUGCGAGAGCUGCUUUUAUUCGUGAUGAAAUGAUGCCAGGAGAGUGGGAUGUUUGUGUUACUUCUUAUGAGAUGGUAAUUAAAGAAAAAUCUGUAUUCAAAAAGUUUCACUGGCGAUACCUGGUCAUCGAUGAGGCUCACAGAAUAAAGAAUGAAAAAUCUAAGCUUUCAGAGAUUGUUCGUGAGUUCAAGUCAACGAACCGUCUUCUCCUAACUGGAACACCUUUGCAGAAUAACCUACAUGAACUCUGGGCCCUACUCAACUUUCUAUUGCCUGAUGUCUUUAAUUCUGCAGAUGACUUUGAUUCUUGGUUUGACACUAAAAAUUGUCUUGGUGACCAAAAACUUGUGGAAAGACUUCACGCAGUUUUGAAACCAUUUUUGUUACGUCGUAUAAAAACUGAUGUAGAGAAGAGCCUGCCCCCUAAAAAGGAAAUCAAGAUUUACUUGGGACUGAGUAAAAUGCAGCGAGAAUGGUAUACCAAGAUCCUGAUGAAAGAUAUUGAUGUUUUAAACUCUGCUGGCAAAAUGGACAAGAUGCGACUCUUAAACAUUCUGAUGCAGCUUCGAAAGUGUUGUAAUCAUCCUUACCUGUUUGAUGGUGCUGAACCUGGUCCACCCUAUACCACCGAUGAGCACAUCGUUAGCAACAGUGGUAAAAUGGUAGUUCUUGAUAAACUGUUGGCCAAACUUAAAGAACAGGGUUCAAGGGUUCUCAUUUUUAGCCAGAUGACUCGCUUGCUGGACAUUUUGGAGGAUUAUUGUAUGUGGCGUGGUUAUGAGUAUUGUCGACUGGAUGGACAAACCCCACAUGAAGAAAGAGAGGAUAAAUUCCUAGAAGUGGAAUUACUGGGUCAAAGGGAAGCAAUAGAGGCCUUUAAUGUUCCUAAUAGUAGCAAGUUCAUCUUUAUGCUGAGUACCAGGGCUGGAGGCCUCGGAAUUAACUUGGCAAGUGCUGAUGUGGUUAUACUGUAUGAUUCAGACUGGAAUCCACAGGUUGACCUGCAAGCUAUGGAUCGGGCACAUCGUAUCGGUCAGAAGAAGCCAGUACGUGUGUUUCGUCUCAUUACGGACAACACUGUUGAAGAAAGGAUUGUUGAGAGAGCUGAGAUAAAACUGAGACUUGACUCGAUUGUCAUACAGCAAGGAAGACUCAUUGACCAGCAGUCUAACAAGAUGGCAAAAGAGGAAAUGUUGCAAAUGAUACGUCAUGGAGCCACCCAUGUUUUUGCUUCUAAAGAAAGUGAGCUGACAGAUGAAGAUAUCACAACUCUUCUGGAAAGAGGGGAAAAGAAGACUGCAGAGAUGAAUGAACGCUUGCAGAAAAUGGGAGAGUCUUCUCUGAGAAAUUUUAGAAUGGACACUGAACAAAGUUUGUACAAGUUUGAAGGAGAAGAUUAUAGAGAAAAACAGAAGCUUGGAAUGGUGGAAUGGAUUGAACCUCCCAAACGAGAACGCAAAGCGAACUAUGCAGUGGACGCCUACUUCAGAGAGGCAUUACGUGUCAGCGAGCCAAAGAUUCCAAAGGCUCCACGACCUCCAAAACAGCCAAAUGUUCAGGAUUUUCAAUUUUUCCCACCACGCUUAUUUGAGCUCCUUGAAAAGGAAAUUCUUUACUAUAGGAAGACAAUAGGCUAUAAGGUCCCACGGAAUCCUGAUAUCCCAAAUCCAGCUGUGGCUCAAAGAGAGGAGCAGAAAAAGAUUGAUGGAGCUGAACCUCUUACACCGGAAGAGACUGAAGAAAAGGAAAAACUUCUCACACAAGGAUUCACAAACUGGACUAAGCGAGAUUUUAACCAGUUUAUUAAAGCUAAUGAGAAGUAUGGAAGAGAUGACAUUGAUAACAUAGCUCGAGAGGUGGAAGGCAAAUCCCCUGAGGAGGUCAUGGAGUAUUCAGCUGUAUUUUGGGAACGUUGCAAUGAAUUACAGGACAUUGAGAAAAUUAUGGCUCAAAUUGAACGUGGAGAAGCAAGAAUUCAACGAAGGAUCAGUAUCAAGAAAGCCCUGGAUGCCAAAAUAGCAAGAUACAAGGCUCCAUUUCAUCAGUUACGUAUUCAGUAUGGAACCAGCAAAGGAAAGAACUAUACUGAGGAAGAAGAUAGAUUCUUGAUUUGUAUGUUACACAAAAUGGGCUUUGAUAGAGAAAACGUGUAUGAAGAAUUAAGACAGUGUGUUCGGAAUGCUCCUCAGUUUAGAUUUGACUGGUUUAUCAAGUCUAGAACUGCCAUGGAAUUCCAGAGACGCUGUAAUACUCUGAUUUCAUUGAUUGAGAAAGAAAAUAUGGAAAUUGAGGAAAGAGAGAGAGCAGAAAAGAAGAAACGGGCAACUAAAACUCCAAUGAUUUAACAUUGUUGGGCCAUUUAAAAAUGUGCAUAUUGGAGCAGAACAUUAAAUCUGUUUCCAUUUUAGUCACAGAAAAGAAAAGCAGAGUCAGCUACUGAGAGCUCUGGAAAGAAGGAUGUCAAGAAGGUGAAAUCCUAAAGCCUAGAAAUAAAGUUUUAAAUGGGAAACUGCUAUUUUCUUGUUCCCAUCUUCAAAUGCUAAUUGCCAGUUCCAGUGUAUUCAUGGUACUCUAAGAAAAAUCUCUUUGGUUUUGAUUUCUUGCAUAUUUUAUAUAUUUUACAAUGCUUUCUACCUGAAAUGUGUAGCUUUAUAUUUUAUGCAUUCUAGUAUUUUUGUGUACUGUAUUUUGUGCAUUUCAUGUCUUCAUCAAAAUCCUCUCAGUCCUUGUUCUUUUGAAGCUUGUGCUGAGGUUUUAGCUUUUCUAUGUUUUAUAUGCCGCUGCUUUGAAAGAGAACCUAGAUUCUAUAGCUGUAUUAUUGUUGUUUCAUACUUUAAAUUUAUAUGGCUGUGGAAAAAUGAAUUAAAAUGAUUUGAGGAGAAAGACUUUUUCACUUCUUUGUUGCUUUCUUUUCUAUUGAGUAUGGGCUUGUACGUGUUACUGCAUACUGUGAUUAGCAUAAUAAUUGUUUCUUUGAGGUCAUCUAAAUAUUUUUUCCUAAAGGAAUAAAGGGUGAGAACAGAAAAAUAUUAAAAAAAAAAAAACUAAUAUUUGAUACUGUGCUUGCUGUCAGUAUGCAUUACAUUUAAAUUAUUCUCUAAAUAUUCAAGUGGGAAAAUAUAAUAAAGAAACGUCUAUAAGAAA
This is a messenger RNA of Camelus dromedarius (Arabian camel), 4102 nucleotides long. RefSeq names its product SWI/SNF related, matrix associated, actin dependent regulator of chromatin, subfamily a, member 1 (gene SMARCA1). The record is from RefSeq and is a predicted model, not a curated record. Bases 139 to 3303 code for a protein of 1054 amino acids. NCBI's taxonomy places the organism in Eukaryota, Metazoa, Chordata, Mammalia, Artiodactyla, Camelidae. The transcript is spliced from 25 exons. Gene Ontology annotation, cellular component: nucleus; chromatin. Gene Ontology annotation, molecular function: ATP hydrolysis activity; nucleosome binding; ATP binding. Gene Ontology annotation, biological process: regulation of transcription by RNA polymerase II; nucleosome organization.